CUCCAACAUGUCACCAAGUAUUGCCUCGAUAUUCAUAUCCUCGACGCACGGUUUCAUGCUGUAACAUUGAAGCAUUGAUCCCUACCACUGCUUACCGCCCUUGAUACGUCUGGUCUCUAUCGCCGACUGUAAUAAAAGACAUCAUAGAUCCAUUUGGUCGCUGAACUCUUAGCGUAUUUGAUGAAAAUAAACAUUGAUUGGCAGCUUCAUCGACAUCACCAUACUAUAAUCGAGUUGAUAUCACAAUUUCCUCGAUACCACUGUUUGCCCAAAGAGUUCAUUGAGCAGACCAUAUAAUAUUCCAUACGCUUCCAUAUCGCAUCGCCGCGGUAAAAAAUGACGCACACCGUGUCUGAAAUCACAGACCUUCGCAUUUAUCCCAUCAAAUCAUGUCGAGGAAUAUCUGUUAAAUCCGCAAAGUUGACACGGCAAGGCUUGGAACUUGACCGACGAUGGAUGUUCGUGGACUCGUCGAAGAAAUUUGUGACAAUACGCUCGAAAGAGCAAAUGACUUUGAUCAACACGGCAGUCGAUGAAUCCGCUGGUGAGCUUGUGGUCACAAUUCGUAAGGAUCAAGACAAGCAAAUCCGUGUCCCUCUCUUUCCAUCGCGCGGUUGGCUUGAAGAACAUGCCGACCUUGUCAAUGUCGACGUAUGGGAAUACAUCACCGAUGCGUACGAGUAUAAAGAUCCUAAAAUCAAGUCAAUAUUCUCAGAGUUUUUCGGCGAGGAUGUGAGCCUGGUCAUGAAAGGUCCUACCCCAAGGAUCAUUCGGGGAAACGGGGAUAGCGAACAUUUAGGUCGGACCGAGAGCGUCAACUUCCCCGACGUCCUUCCAGUCUUGAUCGGCACAGAAAGCUCACUGGAAGAAUUGAAUUCUCGUCUGGAACAGGGUGGCCACAAGGCAAUCACCAUUGAGCGAUUCCGGCCAAACAUCGUCAUCAAAGGAGACGCGCCGUGGUCCGAGGAUGAAUGGAAGACUGUCCGCAUCAAUGGAGAUUCGUCCUAUCUUACCUCUAUGAUGGGUGGUAACCGCAACGCCAUUGACAUCGACGUGGUUGCCAGAUGCGCUCGUUGUCAGGUUCCCAACGUCGACCCGGAGACGGCGGAAAAGAACCCCAAGCAGCCAUGGGAUCUUUUAGUCAGUUAUCGCAGGGUCGACGAAGGCAUCAAAUGGAAACCCUGUUUUGGAAUGCUUUCUUGUCCCAGGAACGAAGGGCAUGUCGAGGUGGGAAUGAGAUUUGAGGUCACAGCAGUGACUCAAGCACAUAAAUACAUCAAAGGAUUCUAAUGCCGAGUCCCUGGUGCGGUCGCCCACUCUGGUUGCGGUAAUGCUGAUGGGAAGCGUCAAGUUGACCGUGCCGGCCAAGACUUCAGUAAUAUAAAUUGUUGCGGUGAGGAUCAUCCAGUGACCUCCGUGCUAGGCAUCUCCAAGGCACUCCAAAGCAAAUAAUUUUGUCGAUACGAGUUUUUGGUCCGCGCUAUCACAUCAAUUUGGAGUUUUAAAAUUGUCAUACCGUGUUCGAUAAAAGAGUUGCAUUGCUGACUCAUGGGAACAUGAUUGGUGGUUAGAACAAGUCGUGGAAACAAUCGUGUGCUGCCGAGGCUUGAGACAUCUCCGGCAUCACUGCUUUAUACUGGACGUGGAGAUGAUUUCCCUACCAUUAGGGCCCAGUCCACGUGUAGUCUUGUACUCCCACUACUCUUUUUAAGUAACGUGGAUGUGGUGGAACGUCGAGCUGUCCUGCCCGUUGGAUCAACAGAUCGGUGAGAGGUGCCCGCAAAAGAGGGUAUCUGGUCAACGAGACCUGGUGGAUGCAGUGAUUAUUACAUCACAGUGCAUCCUGAAUGAUG
Molecule: messenger RNA, 1853 nt
Organism: Exophiala mesophila
Lineage: Eukaryota; Fungi; Ascomycota; Eurotiomycetes; Chaetothyriales; Herpotrichiellaceae
Exons: 2
Coding region: 337-1290 (317 amino acids)
Molecular function (GO): catalytic activity; pyridoxal phosphate binding; molybdenum ion binding
Source: RefSeq, a predicted model, not a curated record